CGUUCUAUCGUGGUGACCACUUCACUCGAAUCUUCAUUCCAGUUCCCCUUCACGAACAAUAGUUUUCAAAAACUGAAUUGAACUUCAAAAUGUUAUCAAAAUUACAAACUGUGGUGGCGUUUAUUGCCGCAAUGGUUGUCGCCUCUUCCGGAAAGCCAGUCACUAUUCAGGGCGUUGUUUCUGGAGCAAUUAGCUGCGGUGGUUCUUCUGGUUUCGUUUCAAUGGAGCUUACCGAUUGCACUGCCGCCCCGUGCAACGUUUCUACUGGAACGACAUAUGAAAUUGGAAUCUCGUUUUUGUCCCAAGAAACGACUUCGAACGUUAAUUGGCUGCUCUAUUUGUACUAUCCAAACGGAGGGGUGAACCGAAUUGCUGAUAAGACGGCUGAGGGGAGCAUUGUGGAUGGAAUUCAGUAUCGGGUUGCAGACAACUUUGUCAUCCCAGACAGAUUCAACGGGAUCGACGGAGAAUUAUCCGUCAUGCUGAUGAAUGGAGAGACCGGGUCAAGAGUAACCUGUGGGAUUUUCCCAGUGGUGAUUGCACCCAACGCAAGUUAGGUUUACAUGAUAAUAAUUAAAGAUCACUGCUAAAUGACUUAAACCUACAAGUAAUACAAGGAUUAAAGGAUGUCAACAAAAAUGAUA
Messenger RNA from Folsomia candida, 644 nucleotides. RefSeq lists its product as uncharacterized. Lineage: Eukaryota; Metazoa; Arthropoda; Collembola; Entomobryomorpha; Isotomidae. The record is from RefSeq and is a predicted model, not a curated record. The coding region runs from base 90 to 557 and encodes 155 amino acids. The transcript has 4 exons.